UUCUUUCUGGGUGCCCAGAGCAGAGGGGAAGGAGUCUUGACAAGGCCACAGGGGACUGCUGAGCCAGGAUGACGAUGUUCAGACUGGGUGACCAUGUCUGGCUGGACUCUUCCUCCACCAAGAUGAGUGUGGCCAUCGGAGGCAUCAUCAAGGAAACAAAGCCAGGCAAGAUCUUGGUUGAAGAUGAUGAGGGCAAGGAACACUGGAUCCCAACAGAGAACUCUGAUGCCCUCAGACUCAUGCACCCCAACUCAGUGCAGGGUGUGGAGGACAUGAUCUGCCUAGGGGACCUGCACGAGGCUGGCAUAGUGCACAAUCUCCUUAUCCGCUACCAACAGCACAAAAUCUACACAUAUACAGGCUCCAUCCUGGUGGCUGUGAACCCAUUCCAGAUGCUGCCCCUCUACACCAUGGAGCAGGUACAGCUCUAUUACGGCCGCCAUGUGGGUGAGCUGCCCCCACAUGUGUUUGCCAUUGCCAACAGCUGCUACUUCAACAUGAAGAAGAACAAGAGGGACCAGUGCUGUGUCAUCAGUGGGGAGUCUGGGGCUGGGAAGACAGAGACCACCAAACUCAUCCUACAGUUUCUGGCCACUGUCAGCGGCCAGCAUUCAUGGAUUGAGCAGCAGGUGCUGGAGGCCAACCCCAUCCUGGAAGAACUUGGAGUGGUAGCCUUUCAGCAGGAAGUGGCCUUUCAGCAGGAGUGGGGUGGCUUGCAGACCUGCUUACACAGUGGUAGUGGAGUUCAUAGAAUUGAUCAUCUAAAAUGGCACCCAGAAUGGAAUGAGAAGCUUCUACAGCAGGCUCCGGAGGAACGAAACUACCACAUCUUCUACUGUAUGCUCAUGGGGAUGAACGCGGAGGAGAAGUCAUUGCUGGGCCUGGGAAUGCCUUCUGAGUAUCACUACCUGACCAUGGGGAAUUGCAUGUCUCAUGAAGGGCUCAAUGAUGCCAAAGACUAUGCCCAUGUUCGCUCGGCCAUGAAGAUCCUGCUAUUCUCCGACUCUGAGAACUGGGACAUCAGCAAGCUGCUGGCUGCCAUCCUCCACCUAGGGAAUGUGGAGUUUAUGGCUGCAGUGUUUGAGAACUUGGAUUCCUCUGAUGUGAUGGAGUCAACCGCCUUCCCCAUUGCGAUGAAGUUACUGGAGGUGCAGCACCAGGUGCUCCGAGACUGUCUAAUCAAACAUACCAUCCUCAUCCGUGGAGAGUAUGUCACUAGACCCCUGAACAUUGCCCAGGCCGCAGAUCGGAGGGAUGCCUUUGUCAAGGGCAUCUAUGGGCACCUCUUCCUGUGGAUCAUCAAGAAGAUCAAUGCUUCCAUCUUUCCACCACCCUCCCCGGACCCCAACAGUGUGCGGAGGUCCAUUGGCCUCCUGGACAUAUUUGGCUUUGAGAAUUUCCAGAACAAUAGCUUUGAGCAGCUCUGCAUCAACUUCGCCAACGAGCACCUGCAGCAGUUUUUUGUUCAGCAUGUGUUCACCAUGGAGCAGGAAGAGUACCGCUCUGAGAACAUCACCUGGGACUACAUCCACUACACUGACAACCGGCCCACUCUGGAGCUGCUGGCACUCAAACCCAUGAGCAUCAUCUCUCUGCUAGAUGAAGAGAGCCGCUUCCCACAGGGGACAGAUACGACCAUGUUGCAGAAACUGACCAGUGUCCAUGCAAGCAACAAAAUCUUCCUAAAACCCAAGAACAUCCACGAUGCCAGAUUUGGUAUUGCCCACUUUGCUGGCGAGGUGUACUACCAGGCAGAAGGCUUCCUGGAGAAGAACCGAGAUGUACUGAGCACAGAUAUCCUCGCCCUCAUUCACUCCUCGAAAAACAAGUUCCUGAGGAAAAUAUUCGAUCUGGAGUCAGCAGAGACCAAGCUGGGCCACGGCACCGUCCGCCAGGCAAAGGCAGGGAGCCAGUUGUUCAAGCCUACAGACUCCACCAAGCGGCCCUCCACCUUAGCUGGCCAGUUCAAGCAGUCCCUGGAGCAACUGAUGAGAAUCCUGACCAGCUGCCAGCCCUACUUCAUCCGCUGCAUCAAACCCAACGAGUACAAGAAGCCACUGCUCUUCGACCGGGAGCUGUGCAUUCAGCAGCUGCGCUACUCAGGCAUGAUGGAGACUGUGCACAUCCGCAAGUCGGGCUUCCCCAUCCGCUACACGUUUGAGGAAUUCACCUACCGCUUCCGAGUGCUGCUGCCCAGCGCUGAGCGCACACAGCUUCAAGACAAGUUCCGUCAGAUGACCUUGCGCAUCCUGGAUGUGUGCCUGCAAACAGACAGAGACUGGAAGAUGGGAAAGACCAAAGUUUUCUUAAAGGAUCACCAGGACACCCUACUGGAGAUUCAGCGGGGCCAGGCCCUGGACGGAGCAGCUGUCAGAAUCCAGAGAGUCCUGAGGGGCUACAAAUACAGGAAGGAAUUCUUGCGACAGAGACGGGCAGCUGUGACCCUCCAGGCUGAGUGGCGAGGCUAUUGCAACAGAAAGAAUUUCAAGCUGAUCCUGGUGGGCUUUGAGCGCCUGCAGGCCAUUGUUCGGAGCCAUCCACUAACAAGACAGUUCCAGGCCAUGCGGCAGAGGGUGGUGAGACUGCAGGCCCGCUGCAGAGGCUACCUGGUGCGCCAGCAAGUCCAAGCCAAGAGGAGGGCGGUGCUGGUCAUCCAGGCACAUGCCAGGGGCAGGGCUACCCGGCAGAUAUUACAGCAGCAAAAAGCCCAGGAACCGCUGGCCAUCCUGGAUGAAGAGCAAAGGAGACCAAAACCUCUGCCCGAAAAGAAGUGCAAGUCCAUCUAUGACACCAUCACCGACACAGAGAUGGUGGAGAAAGUGUUUGGCUUCCUCCCAUCCAUGAUCGGGGGUCAGGAGGGCCCAGCCCCAGCUCGCUUUGAGGAUCUGGAAGCAAAAACUCAGACACUGCCGGAAAUUGAUCUGGAUACUGUCCCCAUAACGGAGGAGAUAGAAGAGCAUGUGGAUAGCCUGGAUGAGUAUACCUUCCCCAAGUUUGCUGCAACUUACUUCCAAAAAUCAGCCACACAUACACACAUCCUGCGUUCUCUCCGCUACCCGCUGCUCUACCAUGAAAAUGACACAGACUACUCGGCUGCACUGGCCGUGUGGAACAUCAUCUUGAGGUUCAUGGGUGACCUUCCAGAGCCACUCUUAUAUGCCAGAAACAGUGUGAGUGACGACUCAGUGAUGCGGCAGAUCCAUGACAGAUUGGGCAAAGACAGCAUUUUUGGGGGUCCACAGCAUGGUGGAACUGCACAGAGACUGAGUCGCAAGGAAAGAGGAACCAAGGGGAUCUCCUCCAUGAAGCUAAAGCGUUCCUCUAGGAUCACAGGUCAGGUGGCCAGCCAGCUGAACAUUGGAGAGGAAGCAUUUGAUCCUGAUGGUCCCGUCUCAGACAGACCCAUGUCCAACUUGGAGAAGGUGCACUUCAUUGUGGGCUAUGCCAUCCUGCGGCCUGGUCUCAGGGAUGAGAUCUACUGCCAGAUCUGCAAGCAGCUUUCAGAGAACUUCAAAAUGAGCAGCCUGGCCCGGGGCUGGAUCCUGCUAAGCCUCUGCCUGGGCUGCUUCCCACCUUCUGAGAGGUUCAUGAAGUAUCUGCUGAACUUUAUUGAUCACGGGCCGGCUAGCUAUGGGCCUUUCUGUGCUGAACGCCUACGGCGCACCUGUGCUAACGGGGUACGCGCAGAGCCCCCCACUUGGCUAGAGCUACAGGCUGUUAAGUCCAAGAAGCACAUCCCGAUUCAAGUCAUCUUGGCGGCUGGAGAGAGUCUGACCAUCAUGGUUGACUCUGCUUCCACAUCUCGGGAGAUCUGCCUGCACAUCGCCCAAAAGCAGGGACUCAAAGACCACCUGGGCUUCUCCCUGCAGGUUGCUGUGUACGACAAGUUCUGGUCCCUGGGCAGUGGCCGAGACCACCUGAUGGAUGCUGUGGCCCAGUGUGAGCAGCUGGCCCAGGAGCGGGGCGAGAGUCAGCGCCAGUCUCCCUGGCGUAUCUACUUCCGGAAGGAGUUCUUCACACCCUGGCAUGACUCCCAGGAGGAUCCUGUGAGCACUGAGCUCAUUUAUCGCCAAGUCCUGCAAGGAGUGUGGUCAGGGGAGUACAGCUUCGAGAAGGAGGAGCCGCUGGUGGAGUUGAUGGCCCGGCACUGUUAUGUGCAGCUCGGUGCCUCUGCAGGGAUCAAUCAUAUCCAGGAGCUGCUGCCCAGCUGCCUACCCCGGAAGCUGUACAAGACCAAGACCCCAGAGAUGUGGGCUAGCCUCAUCACUGCAGCCUACACUAAGGCACCACACACCCAGAAGCGACUCAUGCCACAGGCUGUCAGGGCACAGGUGGUAGAUGCAGCACUCCUGCAGUGGCCUCUGCUUUUCUCCCGGCUCUUCCAAGUCACUCCAGUUUCUGGCCCCCGACUCCCCAAGACACAGAUGAUCUUGGCUGUUAACUGGAAGGGGCUGUACUUCCUGGACCAGCGGGAGAAGACACUGAUGGAGCUGUCCUUCCCAGAGGUCAUGGGUCUGGUUACUAAUAGGGAGGCCGUGGGUGGACAGAGAUUACUGCUGUCCACGCUGCAUGAAGAGUAUGAAUUUGUGUCCCCCAGCAGUGUGGCCAUCGCUGAGAUGGUGGCCCUGUUCCUGGGGGGACUGAAGGAGAGGUCCGUGUUUGCCAUGGCCCUGCAGGACAGGAAGGCCACAGAUGACGUCACCCUCCUGCCCUUUAAGAAAGGGGAUCUGAUCAUCCUCACGAAGAAUCAGGAGCUGCUGGCAUCGGAGAACUGGACCAUGGGUCAGAAUGACAGAACAGGAAAGACCGGGAUGGUGCCCACAGCCUGCCUCUAUUCCAUCCCCACAGUUGUCAAACCCUCCGCCCAGCUGCUGAGCUUGCUGGCCAUGUCACCAGAGAAGCGGAGACUGGCAGCCCAGGAGAUGCAGCACUCCGAGCUACUGCCUGAGGAGCAGCCCAAGGAGGCACCACACACCCUGGAGGAGUUCUCCCUGCAGUUCUUCAGGGCCCCAGAGAAGGAGACCAUCGGCAGAGCCAGGCUGCCCUUGGCCCGCAACCGGGGCCACCUGUGGGCCUACUCCACAGAGCCGCUCCGGCAGCCCCUGCUCAGGCGUGUCCAGGACAAAGCCGACCUGAGGGACAUUGCCUGCCAGACCUUCCUCGCCAUCCUCAAGUACAUGGGCGACUACCCCUCACGGCAGGCCUGGCCCACUCUGGAGCUCACAGACCAGAUAUUCUCCUUGGCCCUGCAGGACUCCGCUCUGCAGGAGGAAGUCUACUGCCAAAUCCUGAAGCAGCUGACAAACAACUCCAACAGGUACAGUGAAGAGCGAGGCUGGCAGCUACUCUGGCUCUGCACGGGCCUCUUUCCACCCAGCAAGGCACUGCUGCCCCAUACCCAGAAGUUCAUAGACACGCGGAGGAAGAAGCUACUGGCUUCUGACUGCAGUCGCCGCCUGCAGAGGGUCCUGAGGACUGGGCCUCGGAAGCAGCCUCCACACCAGGUGGAAGUGACGGCCGCUGAGCAGAAUGUCUCCCGUCUGUCCCACCAAGUCCACUUCCCCAAUGACACCAGUGAGAUCCUGGAGGUGGGCAGCAGCAGUCGCGUUCGGGAUGUGUGUGAGGCCAUCACUGCUCGGCUCCAGCUGGCCUCCUGGGAAGGCUGCAGCCUCUUCAUCAAGAUCACAGACAAGGUGAUCAGCCAGAAGGAAGGAGACUUCUUCUUUGACAGCUUGAGGCAGGUGUCUGACUGGGUAAAGAAGAACAAGCCCCAGAAAGAAGGGGCCCCCGUGACCCUCCCUUACCAGGUGUACUUCAUGCGGAAACUGUGGCUGAACGUGAGCCCAGGAAAAGACAUCAACGCAGACACCAUACUCCACUACCACCAGGAGCUGCCCAAGUACCUGCGUGGCUUCCACAAAUGUUCCCGGGAGGAUGCCAUCCACCUGGCAGGCCUCAUCUGCAAGGCUCAGUUCGACAAUGACCGGUCUCCGCUGGCUAGCUUCCCCAAGGUCCUGAAGGAACUGGUGCCUGAGAACCUGAUACGCCUGAUGUCCUCUGAAGAAUGGAAAAAGAGCCUCCUGCUGGAGUGUGACAAGCACAGAGAUAAAACGGUGCAGGAGGCCAAGGUGGCUUUCCUGAAGUGGAUCUGCCGCUGGCCCACCUUUGGGUCUGCCUUCUUUGAGGUGAAGCAAACAUCAGAGCCAUCCUACCCAGACAUUGUCCUCAUUGCCAUCAACCGACAUGGUGUGAUGCUCAUCCAUCCCAAGACCAAGGAGCUGCUCAUCACCUACCCUUUCACCAAGAUCGCCAGCUGGAGCAGUGGCAGCACCUACUUCCAUAUGGCUUUGGGGAGCCUGGGCCGGGGCAGCCGCUUGCUGUGCGAGACGUCUCUGGGCUACAAGAUGGAUGACCUGCUGACCUCAUAUGUGCAGCAGCUCCUAAGUGCAGUGAACAGGCGGCGGGGGCCCCGGCCUCCAGCUCUGGCUCACUCCUAGCAGGGGACAGCUCCCUGCUAUCCUCAGUCACCCUCCAACACGGAGUCCUGCAGACAGCCUUCCAUGCUGCCCCUUGCCCCUCCCUCAGCCUCCAGACAGCUCCUCUCUCUUGAGUGCUGACGAUGGAAGCCAAAGGUGGAUGACGGAUGGCUUU
Molecule: messenger RNA, 6651 nt
Organism: Dipodomys ordii (Ord's kangaroo rat)
Lineage: Eukaryota; Metazoa; Chordata; Mammalia; Rodentia; Heteromyidae
Gene: Myo7b
Product: myosin VIIB
Exons: 49
Coding region: 69-6497 (2142 amino acids)
Cellular component (GO): myosin complex; cytoskeleton
Molecular function (GO): ATP binding; cytoskeletal motor activity; protein binding
Source: RefSeq, a predicted model, not a curated record